Messenger RNA from Plodia interpunctella (Indianmeal moth), 2325 nucleotides. RefSeq lists its product as uncharacterized. Lineage: Eukaryota; Metazoa; Arthropoda; Insecta; Lepidoptera; Pyralidae. The transcript has 6 exons. The coding region runs from base 63 to 2189 and encodes 708 amino acids. The record is from RefSeq and is a predicted model, not a curated record.
AUACUAAUGAUAUAAAAGGAUGCUAAGUGAUAAUUCUAUGUUAGUGAAGUUACUGAGUAGACAUGAAGCGGGCGGUGUGUAUCGCUUUAGGCUUGGUGUUGAGCUUUAGCAAUGCAUCAGUGAGAGUGCGCCGCGGUUACGGCAGUAGCUAUGGCGGUAGCAGUGAGGGUGGCGGCGGCGGCGGCGGUGGUGGUGGCUUUGGAUACGGCGGAGGGGGCGGAUAUGGAGGGGGUGGGGGCGGAGGCUUCGGCGGUGGCUUCGGAGGAGGCUUAGAGGGCAUACAGGAAGGAGUCAGCAAGAUCCUAGGAAAAGUGCACGAUGGCCUAAGCCAUCUUGGAAAAUUAGGUGCAAGUGGCGGUUUAAGUGGCGGAGGGGGGAUUGGCGGCGCAGGGGGGCACGGUGGAAGUGGCGGAUUUGGGGGUGAGAACGAAAAAGUGAUCUACACGAAAUCUGAAGACGGCAAUUCUGGAGGCUUCGCGUUCACCGGCACACUUGGCGGUGGUAAAGGUGGAUACGGCGGCGGAGGGGGAUACAGUGGCGGUGGGGGUGGAUACGGCGGCGGAGGAGGAGGAGGAGGAGGAUUGGGCGGCGGCAGUUCUGGUAGCCAUGGGGCAAAUGGCGGAUCCAGUGGACUCGGUGGUGGCCAUGGAGAUGCAGGGUUUGGCGGUUCUGGGGGUAGUGGAGGAGGUCUUGGAGGCGGCUUCGGAGGAGGAUAUGGAGGCGGUGGUUCUACCGGUGGCGGCCACGGUGGUUCUGGAGGUUAUGGAGGCUCAGUAAGCGCAGGCGGUGGAGGCCAUGGAGAUUCAGGAUUUGGAGGUAGUGGGGGCGGUCUCGGAGGUGGACAUGCUGGAGGUGGCUCUUUAGGGGCAAGCCACGGUAUCUCUGGCGGCUAUGGCAGCUCUGGAGAUAGUGGUUUAGUAGGUCAUGGUGGAGAUUCUGGAAAAACCAGUGCAAUAAUCCUGAGUAUUGAUAGUUCACUUGAUAAUGGUGGAUCUGGAUUAAGUGGAGGACAUGGCGGCGGAUACGGCGGUGGCGCCGGAUUCGGAAGUGGCGGUGGAUUGGGCGGUGGGAGCUCUAGUGGCCAUGGGGGUAGUGGGGGAUAUAGCGGUGGCUAUGGAAGUGGCCUUGGUUCUGGAGGUGGAUUAGGUCAUUCUGGUGGUCUUGUAAUCUCAGGAGGCUACGGAGGUGGUGGCGGGGCUGGCCUCGGAGGUGGCAUCGGAGGUGGCCUCGGAGGUGGCCUCGGAGGUGGCCUCGGAGGUGGUGGUGGAGGUGGCCUCGGAGGCGGCCAUGGAGGCGGAUAUAGCGGUAGUGAUUCUCUCGGCGGAGGACACAGUGGUUCUGGGGGUUACGGCGGAGCAGAUAGUUCAGGCGGCCAUGGUGGUUCUGGUGGUUGUAGUGGUGGUUGUGGGGGUUCUUCUGGAGGCUAUGGAGGAUCUAGUUCUUUCUCUUCCGCCAGUGCAAAAGCUUCUGCCUCAGCCAGCUCCGGCAGUUACGGUGGUUAUGGAAAAACAGCAGGUUAUGAUUAUGACAUAAGCGGGUGUCUGAAGUUAGUAUAUAAGGCGAAGUCGGGAGGACACGAGUACAGUCCAACAAUGGCGCGACUCGUGGUGGUCGCGGUAGCCCUAGGGCUCCUUGCCUACACUAAUGCAGCUCCAGGAUACGGAGGUGGUAGCCUCGGUGGCGGAGGCGGUGGCGGUGGCGGAUAUGGCGGUGGCGGAGGCGGCGGAUAUGGCGGCGGUGGCGGCCUAGGAGGCGGUGGUGGCCACGGCGGAGGUCUCGGCGGCGGCCUCGGCGGAGGCUCAGGCGGCGGCGGAGGCUUUGGAGGAGGCCAUGGAGGCGGCGGGCUGGGAGGCCAUGGUGGUGGACUGGGUGAAGGCGGAGGAUUAGGCGGAGGUCAUGGAGGCGGUGGUGGCCUCGGUGGAGGCGGUGGCCUCGGUGGAGGCGGUGGCCUCGGAGAAGGCGGUGGCCUCGGAGGAGGCGGUGGCGGCGGACAUGGCGGCGGUGGUGGACUGGGCGGUGGCAGUGGUGGUUACGGCGGCAGUGGUGGUCUUGGCGGCAGCGGCGGACACGGCGGUGGUGGACACGGAGGCGGUGGACACGGAGGCGGUGGCUACGGCGGUAGCAGCGCGAGCUCUCACGCCAGCGCUAGUGCCAGUGCCGGAGCCGGGGCCGGCUCGUACGGACGGUGAGCAAUACAAAGACACGAGGAAGGAGAUCCAAGAAAAUUCCAAAAGCAAAUUGUGAUAAAAUAAAUAGUAAUAUUUUCGCCAUAAUUACGUACAUUGUUCGUUAUGUAUGUUUAUAAAUAAAAUAGCAUAAUGUAUA